CCGGAAAUUAUUUGAAGCUGGAGGUAAACCCUGCCGGGAGAUGCUGCUGUCAUAAUCAAGCAGAUGAAAAUACGGAAUAAGCUCACUGAAACGGCCCUUACAGGGAAAGUAUUCAGUCUGAACUAGUAUGGAUGUCGAUGACUGCAAUGGACGGUCUUACAUAUCAGCAGGUAGUGGAGACUCUUCAUUGGAAAGAGAGUUUUCUGGAGCUCUUGGAGGUCCAACAGUGAGCACCCCAAAUAGCAAGGAAAACUCUCCCAGUCGCUCCCUCAGUGCCAACUCCAUUAAAGUGGAGUUGUAUAGUGAUGAAGACCCAGGUCGGAGUACUGAAGAUGAGCGAGGAGAGCGGGUAGAGGAAGGAGGUCCAGAGCAAGGUUCUGAGGCUGUCACAAGCUAUAGAGAGCUCACCAAUUCUGAAACCAUGCCAAGUGGAGCCACCAGACUGCCAAAUGGAAAGCUCAAGUGUGACAUCUGUGGAAUGAUCUGCAUUGGGCCUAAUGUGCUUAUGGUGCACAAACGCAGCCACACAGGUGAGCGACCAUUUCAGUGUAAUCAGUGUGGCGCGUCCUUCACUCAAAAGGGAAACCUACUCCGCCACAUCAAGCUGCACUCAGGGGAGAAGCCCUUUAAAUGUCCCUUCUGUAGCUAUGCCUGUCGAAGACGGGAUGCACUUACCGGCCAUCUUCGCACUCAUGCAGUGUCUUCUCCAACUGUUGGGAAGCCGUAUAAGUGCAGCUAUUGUGGCCGUAGUUACAAGCAGCAAAGCACUCUGGAGGAGCACCGUGAGCGCUGUCAUAGCUACUUACAGAGUCUGGAUUCACAGCAGCCGACCAGUGCACCAAAUUCAGGAGAGGAAAUGAGAGAGCUAGAGUUUAUACCAGAUCCUCUACUGCAGCCAUCCUCAGACAAGAUGGCAUUUAUCGAUCGGCUCGCCAACAGCAUCACCAAACGCAAGAGAUCCACGCCACAAAAAUUUGUAGGGCAGAAGCACCUACGCCUCAACCUUGCAGAUACACCUUACGAGCUCACUGCUAGUUUGGAUAAAGAUGGAGACAUGCACCCAGUGGACCUUGAUGCCCCGCACUUUACUGGUCUGGGAGGAGAAUAUGUAGGUGUUGCAGGUACUGGAAGAGGAGGGGUAUCAGACACGCUCAGACCCUUGCACCUUCCCACCAGUCACUCUUCUAGUUUAUCAGAACUCAGGCCGAUUCACAGCUCCAGUUAUGCUCCUGUUCCCCUUGGGCCGAGGUUAGAUUGCACAGGGGCAGGAGCUGGCUUGGGAGCUGUGGGUGUUGGGAGCAGGGAGGCAGCAGAGGGUCACGAAGACCUGCCUCCGGGUCGAAAUCACGCCCCUUCUCCUAGCAAUGGCUGCCAGGAUUCUACGGACACAGAAAGCAUGGCAGAUGAGCCUUACAACAGCUGUGCUCCGACUCCGACUUUGCACAGUAACAAUGGCCAUCACCUCCUCCACUCUAACAACCAUAACCCAGCACCUCCACCCAUCGCACACCACAGGAGUCGGGGCCGACACAGCCCCAGUCAUGCCAAAGACCGGGAGGUGGAAAGAGAGGAUGGAGGCCAUUCUGCUCUCCCUCCUCCCACACAUGCUCCAACACCAAGCUCACCUACGGCACCCUCUUCUACCUCCAGGGAGACUUUUCGGGUUGUAGAUGGGGAGGGGCGAGCUGUGCGUUCUUUUCGCUGCGAGCACUGCCGCGUGCUUUUCCUGGACCAUGUUAUGUUUACAAUCCACAUGGGCUGCCAUGGUUUUCGGCAGCCUUUUGAGUGCAACAUCUGUGGCCAUCGCAACCAGGAUCGCUAUGAAUUUUCUUCGCACAUUGUCCGUGGAGAGCACAUCUUUGACUGAGAAUAGAAGGACAGCCUGCUGCCCUUAGAGGGUUUUUUUUUUUUUUUUACACUGAGAAUGGGAACUGGUUGAGUUUGGUCUGCACAAAAGCGAAAGGCAUCUGUGAUGGUGUGAAACUGAUGUUCCUAACAACACCGACACAGUUGGCAUUAGUGGAAAGCUCGUGUAUAUGUUUAAAGAAUUAGAGUAGUGCUCAUUAUUGCUUUCUGUCCACUUUUAACAACAAAUCUAUAUUAAAUUAUUAAAGUAGAUGAAGAGCCAACACUUUUUCAUCCACAGAUGUGCCUUGCUCUAAAAUUGCAAAUUUUAGCUCUGCUGCACACAUUAUUGUAGACAAAUCUGACUUUUGUUGCUGAAAUCUUUCACCCCUUGCACACUUUAGCAGAGAUGAAAGAAAAUGCUAAAUAUAAAGUUUGUAGGUUUGCAAUCCCUACAGAAUUUUUUGACACCUUCUAAAAGCACUUUUUCCAAUUAAAUGAUUCUCAAACAGACUUUAGGUUCGGCCAGGUUUUUUCCUAGCCCGGGGUUGAUUCUGUACAAGUUUUAUAAUGCAAAGUAAAGUGCAGACCAAACUUAAAAACCAAGUCCAAGUCAUCUAGACUUUAAUGUUUGAGGGGUUGUCAUUGGAAUAGAAAUGCACUUUGGUUUCAGUGGGAAUGGAGUGAAGAGUGUGUGUGUGUGUGUGUGUGUGUGUGUGUGUGUGUGUGUGUGUGUGUGUGUGUGUGUGUGUGAGAAAGAAAGGAAAGCUGCGAGAUUGUGUAUGAUUGUUUUUGAAAGUAAAUUCAAAACGUAAAAUGGAAAAUGAAGGCCUUUAUUCCUGUGAGUGAAUGCCGUGUUGGAAGUGUAUGAAUUGUUUUCCUUUUCUAUGACUGCUUUUGUUGCACUGAUACCUGCCAGAAUACAAUGACUAUAUUAAACUAUUUUAUAGAAUACAUUAAUGACCUGCACAUUUCUCUGAAAAUGUGAGGAAAAACAGGUGGAAUGUUUUUCUCACUAGGAACAGGAUUCGAGCAUCACUGCCACAACUUGAGAGAUUACCGAAGGAGGUUAAGGUGUUUUUUCUCCCCGUACAAAAACUCCCUCAUACUGCAAACCAACAAUAAUAAUCAACAAAUCUGCUUAUGCUGUAUUGAUUUUGGUAUUGCGUCAUUGUCCCGUGCCUUUCUACACGUUUCUGACCAGACUGAAGGAUGUGAGAUAUAAACUCAUUUCUGUCUUGUAGUUUGACUGUAGCUUUUUAAUCUAUCUAACAGAAGUCUGGCUCCCCCCACCACCCCCAACAGUUUUAUCAGCAAAGAUCAAUUCAGAUGCCUGAGCAAUGUUGAUGAUGAUGAAAUGUGCAUGGCUUUUGAAACAUGCUGCUAUGACAUGGGUGUGCAGUAAAUCAGUAGCACUUCACUACCGUCCUCAUGGGUUAGAAACAAAGACUUUUAUUUACAUUUUUUUCCUGUUAGGACAUUUUAAACCAGUCGCUUGAGUUACAAUAGAACGAAAUCGGAGUCUUUCAUGUCGCUUGGGAUUUAUAUAAAAAAAAAAAGAAAAAGAAAAAAAUAUCCUGUCUUGGUCAUUUGUGUGGAAAUGAAAUGUGAAGAGAAAUGUGUCAGCUUUUGGUUCUAUUUAUUUUCAUGUUAAAACAGCGGAGAUGGUUGUAAUCAGUCUCCGUGAGUAAUUAGUUUAACACAAGCACAAUACGUUUAUUGUUGAGAAAGAUGCUUUGAAAUUUCUAAAUUGCAGACUUGUGCACAAAAAUUAAAACUUAAUUGAUGUUGAUUGUAGCUAGGGUUUCUUUUCACAUCCUCAACAACAACAAAGAUCAAUCUGGGACACGGUGACAGAUUUACCAAAGAUACACAGAGAUUUGAAGAGAAGACUGGAAAAACAGUGACUCUAGUCAAAUUCAUCAACUAACUUGAUCCCAUUAGUUUUAGUUUUAGUUUUGUUUUUUUAGUUCAGACAGUGUCUUAUUGAGUAAAGUUUCCCUUGUAGUUAUAACUGGUAUUUCCUAUUUUCAUAAUAGAUGCCCAAGAAAUAUUACUUCCUGUAAAACCUUCACAGUCAGAUCUAA
Pelmatolapia mariae (spotted tilapia) is the source of this 3932-nucleotide messenger RNA. Its product is annotated as zinc finger protein Eos-like. Gene Ontology annotation, biological process: regulation of transcription by RNA polymerase II. Lineage: Eukaryota; Metazoa; Chordata; Actinopteri; Cichliformes; Cichlidae. The transcript is spliced from 8 exons. The record is from RefSeq and is a predicted model, not a curated record. The coding region runs from base 128 to 1867 and encodes 579 amino acids. Gene Ontology annotation, molecular function: DNA-binding transcription factor activity; RNA polymerase II cis-regulatory region sequence-specific DNA binding.